CCAAGAACGUGACGGUUGAUUAUUGGCGGAAGACAAGUGGAUCGGUGGAUCAGUAACUCUACUUAGAUGACAUGAUGCCGGCUUUUUGGCAAUGUCUUUGGAUUGCCCUCCUUCUGAUGAUGCCACACCAUUCAGAAGCUGCCUCCAAGAGAGUGAAAUUGUGCCUCCAGCCGAUGAUUAGUGGCCGGUGCUUCGGAUAUGUGGAGAGCUAUGCCUACAAUCCCAUCAAGCGCCACUGCGAACCCUUCAUCUACGGCGGAUGUGGCGGGAAUGACAACCGAUUCAGCACCAAAGCCGAAUGCGAGUUCAACUGCCGUGAUAUUUAG
Molecule: messenger RNA, 326 nt
Organism: Drosophila takahashii
Lineage: Eukaryota; Metazoa; Arthropoda; Insecta; Diptera; Drosophilidae
Product: kunitz-like toxin PcKuz3
Molecular function (GO): serine-type endopeptidase inhibitor activity
Source: RefSeq, a predicted model, not a curated record